Molecule: messenger RNA, 8235 nt
Organism: Mytilus trossulus (common blue mussel)
Lineage: Eukaryota; Metazoa; Mollusca; Bivalvia; Mytilida; Mytilidae
Product: myosin heavy chain, striated muscle-like
Exons: 44
Coding region: 227-6865 (2212 amino acids)
Source: RefSeq, a predicted model, not a curated record
CAACUUUCAAUCAAGAUGGCGGCAUCAUAGAAAUGUGUAUUGCAUUGAAAUGAAAACAAAUCGAUCAAAGCUAUUGAUAUAAGACUGAAUCAAUUAUCAGAUCAAACAAACCUUUUGUUUGUAAUGUGGUGUAAAUUUUUAAGCAGAUGAACAGAUAAUCUUGCCAGUUGAAGUUGAGGACAGAUAAUCUUGCCAGUUGAAGUUGAAAACAGACAAUCUUGCCAAGAUGUCGAUGAAUUACGUGGGGAGUAUCUCCCUGAUGGACAAGGGAGAUUAUGACCGAGGAGAUUCUCCAGCUCAGGCCGUCUUAGAUAAAAAUGCUCGGUCUGUCGCCCAACGAAUCGCUGAUGAAACCAGGGAAGAAUUGGAGAAGGUUUUAGAACGAGUAGAACAUAUCUAUGAUUCCUAUGAGAACAGUAUGGAGUUAAUCUUCCAGACACAACACAGUGCUAAUAUGGAAUAUGUAAAUGAUAUUAAUGAACUUGAAGAGAUAAUGAAAGAUCAGAUCAAGAAGAGAAAGUAUCAACAAGGACUGACGAUAUUUAUUGUUGGUUAUGAGAAUGUUUGUGGCCAGAGGUUAAAACUUCUACAAAAUGUGAAUGAGUUCUUCAUGGAGAAUUCUAAAAGUGUUGAAGAGGAAGACUGGUUCCCUAAGACACCAGAUCUAGAUCUGGACGAUGCUGCUGAGAAUAUAGACCAGUCUUUAAAUAAAGCAGAAGAUCUAGCCAAUCGUCUGGGAGAGAUUAACCAGGAAAUGGUUAAUUGGCUAUCUAAUUAUGCAAUAAACAAAGCAUCAAGCAAAGCAUUAGCAUUUGUAGAUGCAAAGGGAAAAAAGAAGUUAGAGAAAGCUCUAGAGAAGGCAAAGGAAGAUCUGGGUUCUCUGUCGGAAAAACUCCAUAACUUACAAUUAGAUUUGGAAGACAAAGAAUCCAAAUACCAGGAUUUAUUGAAAAUGUUAGAGAAUAAAAAUCUGGAAACUCAAAAGUAUAAAACUGCAGCAGAGAUCGCUAAGAAAAAUGUGACGGAAUUAGAGAUUGAAAAUGCCGUCAUGAAAGAGGACCUUGAGAAACGAAAGAAUUUCAUGAAAGAUUUACAAAGAAAACUGAAUAGAGCAGAAAAUGAACUCUCCCAAAAUGAUAUGUUGAAAGACAUUCAAGCUAAUCAAAUAUCUGAUCAAUAUCAGGAGACUCAGUCAAUGGAGGCACUCACAGCUAAGAAAAAGAUACAGGAACUUCAAGAGACGGUUGACAAGAAUAAAUCUAAAACAGAAGAAGUUAAGAGGGAAAUAGAGAAAUUUCAUGAGACACAGAUUGUAGCCAUAACUCAAGCUCAUGCUGCUGAAGUAGACGCAAUGAAGAAUGAAUAUGAGGAAGAACUGAAGAAAGCCAAGGCAGAAAGUGGCGAAAUACAGAAAAAAAUAGACGAAGCUGAGCAGGCUGCGAAAACAGCUGAGGAAGAGGCAGAUAGCCUCCGUCAUAAUCUGAUAGAAUUACAGCUCCGAGCUGCCUCUGCCGAGACAAGAAAUAGUGAGUUAGCAGACUUAGAUGAGGAUCCUUCUAGGCUCAAUUCACAGCAGGACAGUAGACCUAGCACAAAGAACAGUAGACAGUCUAGCAAGGGAAAGCCACUCCCUACAAAGUCUCCUAAACGGGAUGGAAAAUCCGGGAAAGAUUUGGCCGAUACUUCAAUGCAGGAUGAAGGUGGUGACCCUAAUACAGCCCACGUAGAGACGAGACAGAGUAAGAAAAAUAAAUCAUCCCUGGAACCAUUACGUGAGGGAGAAGUUACAGAAUUUACAGAUCAGUAUGAUCUUAAGGAUAAUGAUGCAUGGGCUACCCUUCCAUUGGAGCAGAUGCAGAGUAGAUAUAUACAGUAUAGAAAACUGACUAAGGAAAGAUUGGAGGAACUUGAAGAUCAGCUAGAAGUGACCGUGGCUAAAACACAGAGAAAGGUCAACAAUCUAAAACAUCAGUUCCAGGAACAUAAAAAUAAAUGGGAAUCUGAGAGAAAACUUCUUAUAGACCAAGUAGAACAGGCCCAGAAGUUACAGACUGAGGCUGAGAAAGAGGCUGAUACUGCCAUGGGUCAACUUGAGGAAUUCAUCAAUGAACAGGAAAGAUUGGAAGAUGAGGAGGAGGGUAAGCGUACUGACAUUGUCAAAGCUGUUACACGACCUUCAAGAAAGAAAUCACCUGAUGAAGCAGGUGACAGAAAGUCAGUUUCAUCAGACACACAGACACAGAAAGAACCUGAAGCAGCAGAACCACAGUCUUCUACAGAACGUCCCUCAGAGGAACAUACAGAACCAGAAUUAUCCAGACUGCUACAGCAGACAGAUGACGCAAAGUCCCAGAGGCAAAAUUCAGAAUCUGUCAGUGAGCUGGACUCAGAUAUAGCUCCUUGGUUGAAGAUGAGCAGCGAAGAUACACGUAAUAAUACAGAGGUAUUUGAUAGUCCAGACCUUAAAAUGAGGUCUAAACAGAGUUACAGAUCACGUAGUGAACUAAGACGACCCGAGAGUGAGCGUACUCCAAUGGAGAGGAUUUCUUCGGAGCCGAGGAAUAGGAUCAAAUCAGAGCAAAGUGAUCAGAUUGUCUCUGAUGUUUCCCAUGGCAAUGACUUUGACGAAAGAGAAGAAGUUAACCUUGAUGCAGAUGUAGAAAUAUAUACAGACGACCAUAAAUCAUCACAGGAGGCAUCAGUGUCACAGAAAAGCUUGAAGUCAAGGAAUUCUAGAAAUCGUUCAUCUAUGUCCAGAAAGAGUUUGUCUACAAGAGGGUCUUUAAAUGAAGUGGAAAAUCUUGAAUCAAAAAAAUCGUCAAGGUUUAGUUCUGAGGAAGCCAUAUUAAAAUCUGGACAAAAAAGUAGGUCAUCAACAAAGCACGGCUCAAAUGCUAAAUCCCGUAGAAGUUCACUGAAGGGCGAUGACGGGAGAACAAAUAGCAGUUCUUUAAAGGUGGAAGAGGCUGAUGGAUCAAAAUCUCGUCGCAGUUCACUUAACCCCGGUGAGGUGGAAAGGGUCACUUCAGGUAAAAGUUCUGUUCUACCAGAAGGAGAUCAACCAAUACAGUCCAAAUCACAACGAAACUCCCCUCUUAAAGAAGAUGUAGAAAAAUUGCCAUUGAUCGAUUCAAGACGUGGCUCAUUGGUAUCAAGAACGUCGAACAUCACUGACAUUUUCCCUGCUGAAGAUUCCGAUGAAGAUAUUGGUGAUGACUUUCAUCGUCAAGUACAAAGUCGUGGAAAAUCUCAAAUAUUAAAACGUAGUCGUAUCGUUGAUGAUGAACCAUUAAGUGGAAGAAAAACUGCCCCUCCUUAUUCUAAACAGGUCCAAGAAAUGAACUCGCGCAUCACAGGAGCGAUGUCAGCGCCACCUGCUGUAGAGGAUGGCGUGGAAGUGACAGACAAGAAAGGUUUAUUACGGACAAGGUCAGGAGGAUCGAGGUCAAGGUCACCAAGACCAGGAAGUUCUGACAAGGUAGAAAAUGCACAAUCAUUACACCCUCUGUCGUCAGCAUAUGCUAUUGAGGAAAUCUCUGAAGGUCAUAGUUCAAAUUCUGGGUCACCACUGUCAGAUGGUAGUAGAAGUAAUAAUUCUAAGUCAAAUCCAAGGUCAAAUACAAGGUCACCACACAUUAAUACCAGAUCAUCACCUUCACAGCAAGAUGGAGGUCAUUCAAGGUCAGCAUGGAAUACUCCGAGAGGAGAAACACAUUUGGCAUCACGGGAAAGAUCAGCUAAAAGUGAUGCAUCAUCCAGGAAAGGAACAUCUCCAAAGUAUUAUCAAAUGUCACCUGAUAAUUUUGAGACACCCCCUAGAAGUGCUGAUUCUAUCAGAAAGGUUGCCUUAUCCAGAUCUGAAUGGCUUGAAGAAGAAGAAGACGAAGAAGAAGAAACACCACAACAACCUUACACCUCUCCGGUGAAAUCACUACCUCAACAGAAACCUUACACCUCCCCAGAGGUAUCUGUCAAAACUCUACCUCAAAAUCAGGCAGAGGCUUUAGACAAUGUUAAUCAGAUGAUUACACAUGAAAAGUUAUCCUCAUACCAAACAAGGGCAUUAGACUCCGUUAGAAUGGCAUUACAACAGAUCAAUGAAGAUCAAGAAAAUCUGUCCAAUCAGCAGCUAGAAAGAACCCUUACUAUGAUUUCAUUGGCUAGUCAGUUGACAGAGGAAUCACUACACCUUGGUCUGUUACCAGAUAGUAUAUUUGACACAUUUGCUGUCCUGAAUUCCCGAGCUAUGUCUGAUAUGAGCCACGGGGAGGACGAGUAUAGUUUGGAUGAUAAUAUGUCAGCGUAUAAUACAGGAGCCGAGUUCCUCAGACCUAUAACCAAAAUGUCCGUCGAAAACCAGAAUAUGACAGCGUUCCUGCAAGAGUUAUCUCACCAUAGUUUGAAAUCUCUGCCACCAUUAGGUGGUGUUCUUACAUCGUCUCAGUCACAACGACCAUACAUCGGAGAAGCUACCUUCUCUUCAAUAGACAAAUACAAACCACCGUCUGCUCCACAGCGAAUGGUCUCCUACCUAGAUGACAGGGACACGACCUUUGACACAGAGGCUACCAUGGGAACUAUGUCUCGAGUCAAUACAUUGACCUCUUUUUUACCAAAGAUCAAACCAGAUUCAAGGAAGCACACCAAAAUUCUAAGGUCAAGGGGCGUUGAUGUUCAAACCUUUGAUUAUCAUGACAUGGAGACCCAGACCUCUCCACCUCCAGAACAACAACCACAGUCUGUACAAACAAAGCCAGAAUCCCCCGAGUCUGUUAGAGAAUCGUCAGCCCUCAGUCGAGCCUCUUUACGGAGUCAGUAUAAAGCUAAAUUAGAGGAAACUCGCCAGGCUGUUGAAGAAAGAAGGUCCAAUACUCCUGCCAUUUCUAUACCUUCACCAAGGUCCCUGGAGGAAGAUCAACUGAUUGAGGAUGAAGAUGAUGAUGUGGCUCUGCCUGAUGAUUUUAAAGAUGGAAGAAGUCGAGAGGCAACAAUGGAUGUGGCUACUUCUCCUCCUCUAGACAAAAGAGAUUCUAUUACAAGAUAUUCAACUAAACCUGAUGACCCAGUUAUACAAGAAUAUCUAAAGACUUACGAUAGUAUUAUAAGCUUCAGGGAUGCUCUUAGUAAAAUAUUACUGGAUAAAGAAAUGUUACAAGCUAGUCAAGUAUUAACUGAAUUAGAGACUGCUAGAUUUGAUAGAGAUGACAAACUGGAACCACAAGUGGAGAUGAUGACAUCAAAUGCUUAUUACUUAUUUGAAGAGAUAAUAGCAGUUUUAGGCAGUAUUUUAUAUACAGAAGAGAGGGAGCCGGUAGUGUCCUCUAUGAUGAUAUCAAGAGAGGGAACAAAACCAAUGACAAGAGAAAAAUCAGGCGAUUCCCUCAGAGGAGCAUUACGUCAGAGUCGUGUAUCUUCUGUCGCGAGUCAAGGGCUAGAUAAAGGUCUUCUAAAUGAAUUACAAGAUAAUUAUACAAAACUACAAAAACAGUUUGAGGGCGAAUCAAAGAAACAUGAAGAACAGAUCAGACAUAACACAGUUGUUAUGAUGGAAAUGCAGGAUACCAUUAAUGAACUACAACGAGAACUCGGUAACCUGGGAAGGUCUGCUAGUCGUAUACGACAAAGUUCUGACUUGGCCACACCCCAGGGAGUAGCAGAGUCUGCUAUCAUGUUUACAAGACUGGAUUCUGAAAGAAAUGCCAAAAUAAUGAAGAGAGCUGUCAAUGACGAGAAACUGGAUCCAGAUCAGUAUAAAGAUGCUGUGUCCAAAAUGGAGGAUUAUGUCAGUAUACCCGCCAAAAGAUUAGCUCAUCUUGUCAGAAAAUAUGUACAUCAUUGUAGAAUGAAGGAAAUAGAAGAAAAUGUAAAGAAGAGUAAGAGUUUAGAUGAGAAUGUGUUUGAAGUUUUGGAUAAGAUGGAAAAUUUUCAGAAUAAGAGGGCCAAACAAUGGGCUGAUGGUAUGGACCACAUGGGCAAUGAUCGACUACGAUUUGCUAACAUAUUAAUGGAGACAUUAGAGAAUAUAGAACAACAGUCCGGAAUCUUCCUUAUUAAACCCAUGUACUCAUUCAAGGGGAGGGAUACAAUAAACAUUCCAGAUUACUUACGAGACAUCAAAGAAAGAUAUGCAGGCAAACUUGCCCGGCCAAUGAGACCACAGAGAAACAUUUCGCCCGCAAGAGAGAUCAGCUCGUUUGCCCCAGCACCAACUCCUGCAUCUAAUAUCAGGGGCCUAACAAGGGGGCAUGUUAGUUCUAGCCUAAUGCAGGCACCUGAAGAAGAAGUCCGCCCGGAACCACUGCGUCCUCUAGUGGGAGACGAUAGUGGUAUAACAGGGGCAGGAAUGGUUUGGGUUGGCUCUGUACCAAGGUCUACGUGGAAUAUUGGUUCUUCCCAGGUACGGGCCAUUGAUGACCUUCAGAAUCCAAAUAUGAUGAACACACCUAGAAUAUUAGAAUUAGAUAUAAAUAGAAUGAUGAUUGGUCAGAAUAAUAUUAGUACCAGAAUUACCUCCCCUGGGGUGUCAGACGACAGACUUGUUAAUGCAUCACAGAACAAUUUACGAUCCUAUGUAACGGUCAAUCGUCCAGCACCAGCGCCAGGACAAGCUAGACCAUCAACUUUCUCUAGUGUUAAAGACAAUGUUCCGCCAUCAUCACCAACAGCACAUCAAUACACACCAUCACCGUCAGUACAGAAACGUGUACGUAUGUCGGACGGAGAUGUUGGUCGAGCAAUAAACAGUACACCACCCCUGCCUCCAAUAUCUGGUGGCUCAAGAGGCAGACAUUCACCAGAAGAGACGAAUAUAUCUACAGCCUCCCUCCAACCACAAGUGCUAGAAGUUGUCUCCCCUUUAAAAUGAAUUACUUCCCUUUGAACUGACUUGUAUUAACAAUUGUAUAAUGCAUUUACAAAUGUGAGAUAUAUUGAAUUAUAAGCGAAAUGAUAAAAGAAGUAAAUUUACUUUUUAUAUAAGUCUUAAGUUUAUAAGCUCUAAAUAUUCAGUGCGUUAUAACUACUUUCUUCAAUUUCGAUAAAUUUUGUUUCUCAUUAUAUAUGCAGAAUAUUUGAAAAUUGUAUUGCGUCUUUUAAGAGAUAAUUUAAAAAGAUUUGUUUCUAUUAGAUGUAAAAGUAAAAAACAGAUUAUUGUUAGAAACUUUGAUAAAAAAGAAUUGAAAGUGAAAGUAAGAAGCAUAGGAGUGUUUAUCCUUGUAAUUACUUCCCUUUUCACUUCUUUACCUAAUGGUAACUUUGGCUGUAAGCUAUAAAAAGAACGCAUAUUUCCUCAAUAGUAACAUUAUAUAUUCUUAUUUAUUAUGAUGCACUAUAAAAAGACCAAGUAAAAACCUAUAUUUAUUUUUGCAUUAUUUUAUGAACAAACUCCCGUAUUUUUUGUUAACUUUAUGUUUAUUGGUCAGAGUAGUGAUAUUUUAUAUUAAAAGAAGAAUUAGAUUAUAAAAAAUCCGUCCAGAUUGAAGAUAUGUUUUAUGAUAUCAAAUGUUUUUUUGCUAGAAUUUUAUUUUAGAGAGUUAUAUAUUUUAAGAUUUUUUUUCAUAUAUUUUAAGUGCUUUACUGAGGGUUCACUGGUACUUUUAAACUUAAGAAUGUUGGUCAUUUCAGAUUAUUUGCAAUCUAAUGAAAAGCAUGUAAAUCGACAACUUUCGAGUCCGUUGCAUUUCCGUCAAAAACUUUAGUUUUAGUGAACACCAUUCUUACGUUUAGGGUGAGAUUUCACUUCUGUUCCUAUGUUGAGCAAUAGGUUGAAAAAAUGAUUAUGCUACAUUAGACAAAUUAUACGGCAAAUUAAAUUCUUAUAAUUAAUUUUGAAAAAAAAGAAUUUCUAGUAUAUCCUGAUUAAUGACCAGCGCAAAGACGCUUGAUGAACUUUAAUCAUACAUGCGAUUCCCUUCAUCUGGUAAAUGAUGUCAUAAAGGUUCACAAAUUUAACGAAAUUUUUCCAAUGAUGGAAAUAACACCAAGUUGUCUAUUCUUAACCAUGUCAUUAAAUUUAUUAAUCAUAGUGACUCUGACGGGAUGUCAAAUUUAAACUAAAAAAAUCAUAACUUCAACUUUGAUAAUUUUUCUGAUAACAUGGAAUACUGUUCUAAUUGUCAAAAAAAUGUAGAAAAACUUAUGGAAUCUUAUGAAGAGUUAUAUAAAUAAGGCCUAGAUUGAGUUUACACAAUGUAGAAAAUGGAUUUUAACAAUAGAGAGAAUUUUGAUUGCUUUAAA